AUGGCCUUUUUCUAUAUAUCUCAGCAAAAAUAUAUUCUGGACCUGUUACAAAGUACUAAGUUCGAUGGUGUCAAGCCCAUUAACACACCCCUGGCAGCAAAUAGUCAACUCUCUCAAUAUGAUGGACCGACUCAUAGUGAUCCUACACGAUAUCGAAGUAUUGUGGGAUCUUUACAGUAUUUAUCUUUCACUAGACCAGACAUUGCAGCAGCUGUCAACAAGGUAUGUCAGUUCAUGCAUGACCCUCGUGAAGUUCAUUGGUCUGCUGUUAAACGAAUUCUUCGUUACCUCAAAAAUACAAUCAACUAUGGCUUGCUACUGUCUAUACCCACCAGUCUUACAAUUCAUGCAUAUUCAGACUCGGAUUGGGCUGGAUGUCCGGAUGAUCGCAGAUCUACAAGUGGUUAUUGUAUUUUCUUUGGUGGCAACCUCAUCUCAUGGAGUGCACGAAAGCAAAAGACAGUUUCCGAUCUAGCACUGAAGCUGAAUAUAGGGGCGUCGCAAUUGCAACUGGUGAAGUUAUGUGGAUUCAAUUGUUAG
Molecule: messenger RNA, 540 nt
Organism: Asparagus officinalis (garden asparagus)
Lineage: Eukaryota; Viridiplantae; Streptophyta; Magnoliopsida; Asparagales; Asparagaceae
Exons: 1
Coding region: 1-540 (179 amino acids)
Source: RefSeq, a predicted model, not a curated record